UUCUUUGCCAUGAGGCUUCCUAACGCCGGUACCCGCGUUUCUGCCGAGGUUUGGUGGAAUCUCUACAGAGCAAGUGGACUUUAAAGCCAAAGUGCGAGAGCAAUACGUGAGGGAUGGGCCCCGCACCUGCAAGAGCGGAGCAUCGCGGAACUGCUGGGGAGCCGGAGGUGAUGGAGUCAGCUCUGGAAGGCACAGGCAAAGAGGGGAAGAAGGAAUCCUUAAAGAAACGUAAGAUAGCUGGGUCUCCAGGGGAGGGCCUCCUGCAGCCUGUGAAGCUCAGCCGGGCAGAACUGUACAAGGAGCCUACCAAUGAGGAGCUCAGUCGCCUUCGGGAGACUGAGAGUCUGUUCCAUUCCAGCUUGCUUCGUUUACAGGUAGAGGAGUUACUAAAGGAAGUGAGGCUGUCAGAGAAGAAGAAAGAGCGGAUUGAUGCUUUCCUACGGGAGGUCAACCAGCGGAUCAUGAAGGUGCCCUCAACCCUUGAGACAGAGCUGACCAACCAGGAAUGGCUCCCAGAUGGGGUUCAAGUCCCUAUCCACCAAGUGCCCUAUACUGUGAAGGGCCGUUUCCAUUUCUUGCCCCCAGCCCAGGUCACUGUUGUGGGAAGUUACCUUCUGGGCACCUGCAUCCGGCCGGACAUCAAUGUGGAUGUGGCACUGACCAUACCCAGGGAGAUCCUACAGGACAAGGAUGGGCUGAACCAGCGCUAUUUCCGCAAGCGUGCCCUCUACCUGGCCCACUUGGCUCACCACCUGGCCAAGGACCCACUUUUCGGCAGUGUUCGCUUUUCCUACACCAAUGGCUGCCACCUGAAACCCUCGCUGCUGCUGCGGCCUCACGGGAAGGAUGAGCGUUUGGUCACCGUCCGUCUGCAUCCCUGCCCUCCACCCGACUUCUUCCGCCCGUGCCGCCUGCUGCCAUCCAAGAGCAACGUGCGCUCUGCCUGGUACCGAGGGCAAAGUCCUUCGGGGGAUGGUAGCCCAGAACCCCCCACCCCCCACUACAACACAUGGCUCCUGCAGGACACGGCCCUUGAAUCCCACGUGCAGCUGUUGUCAGCUGUGCUGGGCUCAGCCUCAGGACUGAAGGAUGGAGUGGCACUUCUGAAGGUCUGGCUGCGGCAGCGGGAACUGGACAAGGGCCUGGGAGGAUUCAGCGGGUUCCUUGUCUCCAUGGUGGUGGCCUUCCUCGUGUCCACACGCAAGAUCCACACCACCAUGAGCGGCUACCAGGUGCUGAGAAGCACCCUGCAGUUUCUGGCCAGUACAGAUCUGACCGUCAACGGGGUCAGUUUAUGCUUCAGCUCAGAUCCCUCCCUGCCGGCCCUGGCUGACUUCCACCAGGCCUUCCCUGUUGUCUUCCUGGACUCCUCGGGCCGUCUCAACCUCUGUGCUGAUGUCACUGCUUCCACUUACCACCAGGUGCAGCAUGAGGCUCGGUUGUCUAUGGCGCUCCUGGACAGCAAAGCUGACGAUGGGUUCCAGCUGCUCUUGAUGACUCCCAAACCCAUGAUCCGGGCUUUUGACCACAUCGUGCACCUCCGUCCACUGAGUCGCCUGCAGGCAGCAUGUCACCGGCUGAAGCUGUGGCCAGAGCUCCAGGAUCUCGGUGGGGACUAUGUCUCAGCGGCUUUGGGCCCACUCACCACCCUCCUGGAGCAGGGCCUGGGGUCCCGGCUGCAGCUGCUGGCCCACUCUCGGCCCCCAGUCUCAGAGUGGGACAUCAGCCAGGAGCCACCAAAGCAUAGAGAUCCGGGUGUCCUGACCCUGGGAUUGCUCCUCCGGCCUGAGGGGCUGACCAGUGUUCUUGAGCUGGGUCCUGAGGCUGACCAGCCUGAGGCUGCUGACUUCCGCCAGUUCUGGGGCUCUCGCUCCGAGCUUCGGCGUUUCCAGGAUGGAGCCAUUCGGGAAGCUGUGGUCUGGGAGGCUGCGUCUAUGGCCCAGAAGCGUCUCAUUCCCCACCAAGUGGUCACUCAUCUCUUGGCACUCCACGCUGACAUUCCAGAUACCUGUGUCCACUAUACGGGGGGCCUCCUGGACGCACUGAUCCAAGGCCUGAAAGAGACCUCCAGCACCGGUGAGGAGGCCCUGGCAGCUGCAGUGCGUUGCUACGACGACCUCAGCCGCCUGCUGUGGGGCCUGGAUGGUCUGCCGCUGACCGUGUCUGCCGUGCAGGGCGCUCACCCUGUGCUGCGCUAUACUGAGGUGUUCCCGCCAACCCCAGUCCGUCCAGCCCACUCCUUCCAUGAGCAGCUGCGAGAGCGGGCCUCGCUGUUGCCCCGGCCUGACAAGCCCUGCCCAGCCUACGUGGAGCCCAUGACUGUGGUGUGCCACCUGGAGGGCAGUGGGCAGUGGCCACAGGAUGCCGAGGCCAUUCGCAGGGUCCGUGCCGCCUUCCAGCUGCGCCUGGCGGAGCUGCUGACUCAGCAGCACGGGCUGCCAUGCCGCGCCACGGCCACGCACACCGACGUCCUCAAGGACGGGUUUGUGUUCCGGAUCCGUGUGGCCUACCAGCGGGAGCCGCAGAUCCUGAAAGAGACGCGCAGCCCCGAGGGGAUGGUCUCGCUGAGGGACACCCCCGCCUCCCUCCGCCUCGAGAGGGACACGAGGCAGUUGCCCCUGCUCACCAGUGCCUUGCAUGGGCUCCAGCAGCAGCACCCAGCCUUCUCAGCUGUGGCUCGGCUGGCCAAGCGGUGGGUGCGUGCCCAGCUCCUGGGUGGGGAGGUCACCGAUGAGAGCCUGGACCUGGUGGCUGCUGCCCUGUUCCUGCACCCUGAGCCCUUCACCCCUCCCAGCUCCCCCCAGGUCGGCUUCCUCCGGUUCCUUUUCCUGAUGUCAACCUUCGAUUGGAAGAACAACCCCCUAAUUGUCAACCUCAACAAUGAGCUCACUGCGGAAGAGCAGGUGGAGAUCCGCAGUGUCUUUCUGGCAACCCGGGCAAAGCUCCCCGUCAUGGUCAUUGUUACCCCCCAGGAUCGCAAAAGCUCCGUGUGGACACAGGAUGGACCCUCGCCCCAGAUCCUCCACCAGCUCGUGGUCCUGGCAGCCGAGUCCUUGCCUGUCCUAGAGAAGCAGCUUAUGGAUCCCCGGGGGCCCGGAGACAUCAGGACGGUGUUCCGGCCACCAUUGGACAUGUACGACGUGCUGAUCCACCUGGCCCCCCGCCACAUCCCCCGGCACCGCCAGGCUGUGGACUCGCCGGCUGCCUCUUUCUGCCGGGGCCUGCUCACUGAGCCAGGGCCCUCCUCUCUCAUGCCCGUGCUGGGCUAUGAUCCGCCUCAGCUCUACUUGGCACAGCUCAGGGAGGCCUUCGGACACCUGGCUCUUUUCUUCUAUGACCAGCAUGGUGGAGAGGUGAUCGGUGUCCUCUGGAAGCCCACCAGCUUCCAGCCCCAGCCCUUCAAGGCCUCCAACACGAAGGGACGCAUGGUGGUGUCUCAAGGCGGGGAGCCAGUGAUGGUGCCCAAUGUCGAAGCCAUCCUGGAGGACUUUGCCAUCCUGGGCGAAGGCCUGGUCCAGACUGUGGAGGCCCGAAGUGAGAGGUGGACCGUGUGACCUCCAGCCUAGGAGCAAGCUCGAUGGACAGACCUCUGGAGCAAGAUGUCAGUGGCUUGACCACCCUCACUGUGGAUAGACCCUCCAAGGAGGGCUUGCUGGCCCGAGCACGCUGCCUUGUCCCCAACAAAUCCCUGUCCUGAUUUCCUGUCUGAUGCCCCAGCACUGGGACAGGGGCCAUGGUGUCCCGUGCAGUCCCCUGGACCUGACCAGAAGAGAACUGGGAGUCAGCUCAGAGGGGACACCGAGUGAGCCCAGGAAAUCCAGCUACUUGUCAGCCUGGCCUGGGCCUUGUUUUCCUUCCCAGGUUGCUCCUAGAAGUCCAGAGAAGAGACUGUGUGCCCGGGGCUGAGGCUCUGUCCCCACCCCUCUGCCGGGAUGUGGGCCUUGACCUCAGUACGCUCUUGGCUGCAGCGUCAGGGCUUUUACACGGGGCCAGGAGAAGGCGGGCACUGCCCGAGGGUCACAGCGGCAGCACCGAGCAGCGCGGAGGGGGCUGCAGGGGGUGAAGGGGCACAGUGCGCUCGGGAUGGUCCUGCUGCUUCCCGGGGUGGGGACAUGGAAAAGCGCAGAAAACAGGGAGGGACCGGGUGGGCGAAGUGGUGAGAGGGACUGGUAGCCCCCCAUCCAGGAGAGAUGCAAAAAGCGCUCAGUGCUGCCCUGGCCUCCGGUGUCGGCGGCUCUGUGCUCCCACCUUGGGGGUGCAGAGGUGAGUGGGACCAAGACCUGCUCUCCAGGAGCUCCAGUGCCCCGAGGGAGGGGGCGCUGCUUCCCUUCAGCCUGGUCCACACCCCCCUCCCAGCAGCCUCUCCCUAAUCCUGGCUGUUUUUCCAGAUUCAGCUCAAACAGUGACUCCUCCUUAAACCCUUCCCUCGCCCUCAGCCUAAGGUGCUCUUCCUCUGAAACAUCAGAGCAAUUACUAUCCAUUCACUUCUCUUCACAGUCAUGUACAGCGGCAUAAACUCUUCUCUUGUCUUAAAUUCUGAUUUAAAAUGAAAUCUUUUUUUAAAAAAAAUUGUUUUAAGUUC
Molecule: messenger RNA, 4582 nt
Organism: Dama dama (fallow deer)
Lineage: Eukaryota; Metazoa; Chordata; Mammalia; Artiodactyla; Cervidae
Gene: NOL6
Product: nucleolar protein 6
Exons: 26
Coding region: 114-3554 (1146 amino acids)
Biological process (GO): rRNA processing; tRNA export from nucleus
Cellular component (GO): CURI complex; UTP-C complex; small-subunit processome
Source: RefSeq, a predicted model, not a curated record